Aspergillus fijiensis CBS 313.89 is the source of this 744-nucleotide messenger RNA. RefSeq names its product putative 2-haloalkanoic acid dehalogenase. The record is from RefSeq and is a predicted model, not a curated record. The transcript has a single exon. NCBI's taxonomy places the organism in Eukaryota, Fungi, Ascomycota, Eurotiomycetes, Eurotiales, Aspergillaceae. Bases 1 to 744 code for a protein of 247 amino acids.
AUGACCAGCAAGAACGUCGUCUUUGACGUAGUGGGCACCUGCGUCUCCUUCAGCGCCUUCUACGAGACGAUCCAGCAAACCCUGGGCCCGCAACUGGCGGCGCACAACCUCACGGCCCAGACCCUGGGCUUCACGUGGAUGACCAACGCGGAGCUGCAGUUCACCUUCCUGUCCAUCUCCGAGAGCUACAAGCCCUACAAGCAGGUGCUGACGGAGCUCUUCUACCAGACGCUGUUCAUGAUCGGCGUCGCCAACCCGACGGCCUUCGCGACCCCGGCGCAGCGCGACACCUGCGUUGAGGGCUACAGCGCGCUGGCCCUGCGGCCCGGCCUCGCCGAGUGCUUCGCCACCCUCCGCGCCGCCGGGUUCACGGUCUGGUGCCUCACGACGGGGGACACGCAGCGCGUGCGCGGGUACUUCCUGCGGGGCGGCGUCGACAUGCCGGCCGAGAAUUUCUUGAGCUGCGAUACGGCGGGCGUGGCCAAGCCGGCGCUCCAGGCGUAUCGGCCCGCGCUGGAGGCCUUGGGGUACACUGGCGGAGAGGAGGAGAAGCCGUGGUUCGCGGCGGCGCAUCUGUGGGACGUGGCGGCGGCGACCAAGGCUGGGUUCCGCGGCGCGUACUGUACGGUCUACGAGGGGGAGCCGUGUUAUCGGGUCUUUGAGGCCGCGUUGGAUGUUACGGCGGAUGAUUUGGUCGGGAUGGCGGAGGGGAUUGUGCGGGCGACGGAGGGGAGGGUUGAGUAA